Messenger RNA from Oryzias latipes (Japanese medaka), 6789 nucleotides. RefSeq names its product adenylate cyclase 2a (gene adcy2a). Gene Ontology annotation, biological process: adenylate cyclase-activating G protein-coupled receptor signaling pathway; adenylate cyclase-inhibiting G protein-coupled receptor signaling pathway; intracellular signal transduction. The record is from RefSeq and is a predicted model, not a curated record. Gene Ontology annotation, molecular function: adenylate cyclase activity. Lineage: Eukaryota; Metazoa; Chordata; Actinopteri; Beloniformes; Adrianichthyidae. Gene Ontology annotation, cellular component: plasma membrane.
UCUCUCAGUCUAAAGAGCACUCAGUGUCUGUGCUUCCCUUCAUUUUCCACCCCAACAUGUUGGCAGGGGAAGAAAGAGGAGGAUGCUGCGCUCCACCCUUGGUGCGUUCCUGCCACCUCUCCGGUCAGCGCACAUUGCCUCUGACUCAGACUCAGCUUUCAGUUGUUUCCACCUAAAGGACUUAAGAGAGGAGGACCCCAAGAACAACCUGGAGCUGAGGAGCUCUCAGUCCACAGUCUCCAGCAGGAGCAACAACAGAGGAACAGCACAGAGCAACAACUGCUCCUCUUCUGUGAUGGAAACUGUUAAUACCUCAGCAGGGAUCCCCUCCUCUUCCUCUUCUGGUUUCCCUCCCUCCUUUUCUUUACUCACUGCUCCAAGGUCCAUGUGGCAAGAGGCAAUAAGGAGGAAGCGCUACCUCCUUGAUCGGACAGGAGAGACUGGUGAAGUGGAUAAAGGAGGAGGUGGUAGAGAGAAACGGAGCAGGUCCCCGGACUGGCUCUAUGAAUCCUACUACUGUAUGAGCCAGCAGCAUCCUCUCAUUGUGUUUCUGCUCCUCAUUGUGAUGGGAGCCUGCCUGGCUCUGCUGACUGUGUUCUUUGCUUCAGGGCUGAAUGUUGCAGACCACGUGGCCUUUGUAAUCACUGUACCCACAGCACUGGCGAUAUUCCUGGCGGUGUUUGUCCUUGUCUGCAUUGAGUCCAUCUUCAAGAAGCUUUUACGUGUUUUUUCCCUGGUCAUCUGGGGCUGCUUGGUUGCCAUGGGUUAUCUUUUUAUGUUUUCUGGAGGAAUCAUCUGUCCCUGGGAUCAGGUGUCGUUUUUCCUAUUCAUCGUGUUUGUUGUUUACACCAUGCUGCCCUUCUCGAUGCGGGAAGCCAUCGUUGCCAGUGUUCUGACCUCCGCCUCUCACACCGUUGUGCUGAGUGUUCACCUGUCCAUGGUUUCGGAUCAAAUGGAGCCUGUGGUGUGGCAGAUAUUGGCCAAUGUGAUCAUUUUCAUGUGUGGGAACAUGGCUGGGGCGUACCACAAGCACUUGAUGGAGCUCGCACUCAAACAAACUUAUCAAGACACCUGCAACUGCAUCAAAUCCCCAAUAAAGCUGGAGUUUGAGAAGAGGCAACAGGAACGCCUCCUGUUGUCUCUGUUGCCAGCACACAUUGCCCGUGUGAUGAAAGCUGAGAUCAUUCAGAGACUAAAAGGUCCAAACUUUGGUCAGACUGAGAACACAAACAACUUUCACAAUCUCUAUGUUCAGAGACACACUAAUGUCAGUAUCCUUUAUGCUGAUAUAGUUGGAUUCACUCGGCUGGCAAGUGACUGCUCACCAGGAGAACUGGUGCACAUGCUGAAUGAACUUUUUGGCAAGUUUGAUCAAAUUGCAAAGGAAAAUGAAUGUAUGCGCAUUAAAAUCCUUGGUGACUGUUACUACUGUGUCUCCGGCCUACCUGAGUCACUGCCAGACCAUGCCAAGAACUGUGUGAAAAUGGGUCUGGAUAUGUGUGAAGCUAUCAAAAAAGUGAGAGACGCCACAGGAGUUGACAUCAAUAUGCGUGUUGGCGUGCAUUCUGGGAAUGUUCUGUGUGGUGUUAUUGGACUUCAGAAAUGGCAAUAUGAUGUCUGGUCACAUGAUGUCACGUUGGCCAAUCAUAUGGAAGCAGGAGGUGUACCGGGACGAGUCCACAUUACUUCUGUGACACUCGAGCACUUGAAUGGGGCAUAUAAAGUGGAGGAUGGGGAUGGACAAGAAAGAGACCCCUACCUCAAGGAACAUGGGGUCAUCACCUAUCUGGUUAUCAACCCUAAGGUGGAGCGUUGGAGCCCGCAGAAUCAUUACCGACCUCGCCACAUUCACUACGGAGCAAAGAUGAGAGCUUCAGUUAGAAUGACCCGUUACCUGGAGUCUUGGGGAGCAGCCAAGCCCUUUGCGAACCUUCACCACAGAGACAGCAUGACUAAUGAGAAUGGGAAGAUCAGCACUGCAGAUGUACCCAUGGGACAGUAUCACUUUCAGAGAAGAUCAGAAAGGACAAAGUCUCAGAAGAAACGGUUUGAAGAGGAACUUACCGAGAGGAUGAUAAGGACAUUUGAUGGGAUAAAUGCACAAAAACAGUGGCUAAAGUCAGAAGACAUUCAGAGAAUAUCCCUGUUUUUUCACAACAGAUCAUUGGAGAAGGAGUACCGAGCAACAACUUUGCCAGCUUUUAAAUACUACGUCACCUGCGCAUGUUUAAUCUUUUUCUGCAUUUUUAUCGUGCAGGUUCUCGUCUUACCCAAAACCACUGUUUUGGGAAUAUCCUUUGGGUUGGCCUUUCUGGUCCUGUUAUUUAUCCUCUUCAUAUGCUUCAUUGGACACGUUCUUCACUGCAGCAAAAGUGAAUCUACUUCGUGGUUGUGGCUGCUGAGGUCAUCAGUUAUUAUCGCCAACAAGCCAUGGCCCCGCAUCUCCCUCACCAUGACAACCACAGCUCUAAUACUCAUAAUGGCAGUCUUCAACAUGUUUUUUUUGGAUAAAAGAGCAUCGCCUCCAGUUUUCAACAAUUCAUCCAAUGAGACACUUUUUUAUUCAAAUGACCAACAAGUCCCCUUCAUAGGAAAAAACAAUUUCUACCUUCCAUAUUUUAUCUACAGUUGUAUCCUGGGCUUGAUCUCCUGCUCCGUGUUUCUAAGGAUAAACUACGAGCUGAAGAUGAUUAUUAUGCUCUCAGCAGUGGUGGUUUAUAACGUUAUUAUUCUCCAAACACAUUCCUCUCUGCUAGAUGAAUACAGCAGGUUUUUGUAUAAGACAGAGAGUCUGGACAGACCAGGAGUUCUCAAAAACCUGAAAACUAUGGGUUCCAUCUCACUUUUUAUCUUCUUCGUCACUCUGCUCGUUCUUGCCCGACAGAAUGAAUAUUACUGUAGGUUAGACUUCCUCUGGAAAAACAAGUUCAAGAAGGAGUGUGAGGAGAUUGAAACUAUGGAAAACCUCAACCGGGUUUUGCUGGAGAACGUCCUGCCUGCACAUGUUGCAGAACACUUUUUGGCUCGCAACUGGAAGAAUGAGGAUCUGUACCACCAGUCCUACGAUCUGGUCUGCGUCAUGUUCGCCUCUAUCCCAGACUUUAAGGAGUUCUACACUGAAUCAGACGUCAACAAGGAGGGACUAGAGUGCCUCAGGCUCCUCAAUGAAAUUAUUGCUGACUUUGAUGAGCUGCUUUCCAAACCAAAAUUUAGUGGAGUGGAGAAAAUCAAGACAAUUGGCAGCACUUAUAUGGCUGCUACUGGACUUAAUGCAUCAUCAGGACCUGAACACACGUGCCAAGAGCGUGACAGACAGUACAUGCACAUUGGAACCAUGGUGGAGUUUGCAUUUGCCCUGGUGGGAAAACUGGAUGUGAUAAACAAACACUCCUUCAAUGACUUUAAGCUCAGAGUUGGUAUUAAUCAUGGUCCAGUCAUAGCUGGGGUCAUUGGAGCCCAGAAACCACAGUAUGACAUAUGGGGGAACACGGUGAAUGUAGCCAGCAGGAUGGAAAGCACCGGAGUGCUGGGAAAAAUACAGGUGACGGAGGAGACGAGUCUCAUCCUUCUCACUCUGGGAUACAUGUGUUCUUGCCGAGGCAUCAUUAAUGUCAAGGGCAAAGGAGAGCUCAAGACCUUCUUUGUGCACACAGAGAUGACACGCUCACUGUCCCAGGGGAACGUUAUGCCAUAAGAUGGGUUCUGAAUUCUGCAAUUACAUCCUGAUCAGACAUUGAUCUUAGACAGAGGAGCUUUAAUCUACUCAGCUCUGCUGGGUAAAAAUAGACUCGAAGGGGAGGGGAAAUUUGAUGUUACUGUUGCAUUGCAAAUUACCUGUGCCACAGCUGUAGUUAUACGUAGUCACUUAUGUAACCGUAAGUGUAGGGCAUGGACAGCAUGUAGGCCAUUACCUGUGAAAAUAUAUUCGGAUUUGAACGUUUGGAGGUAAAAAAAAAAAAAAAAAAAGGAAAAAUUCUGUAGUGCACAACUGGAUGUACCUGCCUGGUUAGACAGAAAUCAAGAAGUCCAAAUCAGUGUUCGACUUAGACAUGAAAUCAUUUCUGUCCAGCAUGGAUCUUUCUUCAAGUCAGUCAAAUAAAACCAUGGACAGUAUGAGAGAACUGGACUAAGUAAGCCCCUCCCUCUACAUGUUUCAAACAGGAAGUACCCGUCGACUCCAAGAAGCCAAAACCCUAUAGACGUCUAUUGAGAAAUAGACUGAGUGUCUGACUUUCAAGUGGUAGGGGUGUGGACCUCCAACAUGCUCAUCCCUGAUUGGCGGGAGUGGUUGCCAUAGAAACAAUGACUCAGAACACUGAUGUCCUCUGACUCCAACAUGGCGACAUCCGUAUCGCCAGCAAUUUUGUGAUUGAAUUGACUUCCUUUCUUUGGAGCUAGAAGUAAUUUGUUUUCUAAGAGUGAUGUCAUAGUCACUCGGCCCAGUUCUCAUGUACUAUCAACGAUCAAAACAGAUUUCUGUACAGGACUUUUAGAUAACAUACAAGAGGAAAUCCCUCACAAACAGUUGGCUGUGACAACUUUUUUUACAGGUAAUUCAACAGCUGGCAUAAUGAAUGUAGGAAAGUUUGCGUUUCACUCAUAAGUCUUUAGGGCAAUGCAGAAGUUUUACAGAGAACAAAAUAUGUCUUGUUAAAAAACAUGCAAGCAGGCAACAGACUUAGAAUGUGUACAUACAUAACUUCAUCUGUCUUGUUAAAAGCGCAAAGUCUUAGAUAUAUUCUACGGGCAGUUUGGGACUAUAAAAAGGAUAAAGACACAAAAAAAAGGCUAUGAAUAUAUUAUGAUAUUCACUUAAGGCCAAGCUUUCCAAAGUUGCCUUUGCACUUCUAUCAUCUUCCCUGCAUCAUCUGAGCUGUUUAUGAUACACAUGAGGUUAGUAAGCGCUUCGUAAAAAAAAAACUGUCUGGCACAAAUCCAAAAGCAGCUAUGGGAGCUACGCUUACUAAAAGCAUGGGGACCAUCGGAGAGCACAUUUUUCACCUUUUAAAACAACUCAAACGUUUCUUUUCCAUAGCACACAGAGGUCUAAUACAUAGAAUGGAUUCACUUAACUUGAUCCACAAUAUUGCACACAGACUUUGUUGAAAAAUCGUACUGGGCAGUUCAGAAUUGAUUCUGAAGUGAGAUUUGUUUUUGAUUUACUUGUUCUUUUAAUGUUUCAGCAGUUUUAAGAGGUAAAAUAUUCUCUCUGAAUAUUGUUUAGUGUAGGUUUACUUUUUUUCUUCUUUUAGAUAAACCAUACAACCCUAAUUCAAAAUAUUAAAAAACAACUUUUUGUUUUAAUGUCCUUUAAUUUUUAAUUUGAAUUUGUUUCUUGUGAGUUUACAUUUGAAUUUAUUUUUUAGAUUACAUAUAUUUCAUAACAAUCAUGUAACAUUAGGUUACAUGAUUGAGGCCAAUAUUUACUUUCAUGCGUCUGGAUGGAGUCCACCAAUUCACUCCACUGUUCAAAGAAAGCUAUUUUCUAUUGUUUAUUAGAAAGUUCCUUCUAACUUUGUAAGUAAUGUUCAGAAGGAAAAAAAGAACUGAUCUUUGUAGUGGACCAUCAUGCAUUUCAACCUGAUGUCAGCUGCUCCAGAAGUAAAUUAAGCUGACAUGAAAAGGCUUUUUCUGCUAAAGUAACAAUUGGUUAGUCCUAGCCAUUAAAUAUCUCAUCUUCAUUACAUUGUCACAAAUUUAUGGUAAAAUGUUGCUAAACCUUUUCUAAAAUGUGUUUAUAAUCAGCCAGCUACUUUUUUGAGGUACACUAAUGAGUUACAAAAACAAUAAAAAUUGAUUGCAGAGGAGAAAAUUAUUAUUUGUGGUUUGUGCCCGGUCGGAAUUCUAUGACACCAAGUCUUUCAAAUACCAGAAUAGAACUGUGAAAGAAAAAAGCUUGAGCAAGUUUCACCAGAUUUGGACUCCUUUGACAUUUCACACCAAGCCUCUUCCAACUGUAGGUGGUGGACAUGCGCUAAUAAACAGAGGAAGCCCCCUCCGUGCUUGUCCAGGUGUGAAAACCACAUGCUAAACGUGCAUUCAAGAACAUUCAUGAACAUGUGUGUCGGUAACUUUAGAGGUCAGAUCAGUAUAAAUAAUUUGCUCGGUCUAGAUGCUGACUCAACACUUAACGCUUUUUUUUCUCGCAACUCUUGACUCGAUUAAAAUCUCAGAUUUGGCAUAUGAUACUUUUUAUCUAACGUACUUAACAAUUCAGUAAAUAUUUUGACUUACAUUGGAAAUGGAUCAGCGACCAACUUCUUCUUAUACCUUACGUGUCCAGUGGGUGAGUGACUGGACAGCCCAAUGACAGUCCUCAUGUUUACUGCCUCAUUCAUGCGUGACCUUAGAAAACACAUUUAACCCUUGUGCUAUCCUAUGACCCCACCCUUACAUUGACGUGUUAUCCCUACCAUGACAAAGGUGGAUAAAGGUGAAGAGGAUUUCAUCUAAUACAUGGACACCAGUGAAGAUCACAAAUCAUUGAAGAAAAAAGGUUCAACGCACUGUCUAGUGGGGUCCAGAUGACCCAACUCCCAAUGUUAAAGUAGGAUAGCACAAGGGUUACGACAUAUUUGUUGUGAUAUCAUUGGAUGCAGAUGAAUAAAGAUGAUUUUAGUGUAAAUUGUUUUAUUUUGGAAAUGCAAAGCCUGAUCUGUGUACAGGGUAGCUUUAGCGUGCUUACAUUACUGUGAUUUUGUAAGAAAAAAAAUUUUGACCCAAAAAGUGUUUUGAUGAUUCCAUUGUUUUUGUAAAAGCUUAAUAAAAAUUUAUAUGUAUGACAGCGCA